GCGGCACAGAGGAGAGAGUUCUGUUACUGGAGAGGGAGGAGAAAGAACUACAUGGAGGACUACAGUUGGCUUAUUCUACACUAAAAAAAUACCCGGGCAAAGUCUCUCGCGUCCGUUAGGAAACCAUGAAGUGUCCUUAGUGUGUGUGUGUGUGUGUGUGUGUUUUUAUUUAUCGGCGAACAGGAAAAGGGGGCUGUGAAGUGGACGCGCUCCUCUGAGUUUAGUCCCCCCGUACGCUGGAGCCGCUGCUGUUGCCAGUUCCUCCGAGAAAAGGACGGAUUCAGCAGAGAAAGACCGGAGAAGAACUUUGUGCAAGAUGCAGGGGGUUUCAGCUACUGACCUCCCUGCCUCCUCCCUGCAGUACCAGUGCGGAUCAGUGGACUACCUGUGUUCUCCACGGCUGGUAAAGAAAGGUCCGACCCCCAGACCAUGUCACGACAGGCCUGCCAUCAAACCCCGGCCCCAGCCCUCCACCUCACCCAGACCGCCAACCGCACAGAAACCUCAAGUGCCCCCUAAACCUUCACACCUGCUCGCCCUUGGGCAAGACAAGAAACCUAAGAGGAUCCCUCCACCGCCGUCGAGGCCUCUGCCAGCUCCCCCUCCUCCACCUAAACCAAAGCCCAGUCUAACCUCUCUUGGCUCAGGAGCACAGCCACAGAAAGAGGCCCAGAAAGUGGGGCUGCUCAUUGAGAGGUUCGAGAAUUCAAGGGUCCCUAUCCUGGGGGUGCUCCCACGGUCCCAGCUGCACCUGUGUCUGAGAAUGGACACUGCGUCUGACAUCACUUCCUCCUGCGGCCAGGACACCACGGCCAAGGUUGCAGGAGACUCCUUCCCUGCAGACAAACUUGCACUUGGCACCUCCGAACGGACUGACGAGGUGUCGGAACUUUCCUGUCUGGCUUCUGUGCACAUCGAUGGUUCGGAUGAGGCACCAUUGGAUGACUGUGACAUCACACACGGCGUUGGUUGCCUUGAUGACGUGGAGCGGGAGGAUGGCUCCUCCCACGAGCUCCUGGACAAUCCGGACUCCUCGGAGCAGAAUGGGAAAAUUCCUAACCGGGACAGUGGCAUCGACAGCCCGUCAUGCGCUGCAGAGGGGGAGGUGUUCCCCAACGAGGAUGCAAUCGACGAGGAGGAUCAUUACGACAGCGUCACUGAAACGGAGAGUGUGUCCUGCUGCGUUACCCUAGGCAACAAGCGAGACUCAACGCAGGAUGAGGACAGUGACUUGGAUGAGGGGAGCAGUGGAGAAAUACACUCUUUGACAGACACACAGACUGGGUAUCUGACAGAUGCACACACAGAGGCGCACAAAUGCUCAGAGACUCAGAAGCUCCUGAACAUCGCCAAAGAGCUUCUCCAGACGGAGGAGGCCUACGUCAAAAGACUCAACCUUCUUGACCAGGUAUUUUGCACUAAGCUCACAGAGGCUGGAAUCCCUCAGGAAGUGAUUACAGGGAUCUUCUCCAACAUCUCCUCCAUCUACUGCUUCCACGACAAGUUUCUGCUGCCUGAGCUCCAGACACGCAUUACUGGAGAAUGGGACUCUAACCCUCGUAUUGGAGACAUCCUCCAGAAACUGGCUCCGUUCAUGAAGAUGUACGGAGAAUAUGUGAAGAACUUUGACCGAGCCAUGGACUUGGUCAACACCUGGACACAGCGGUCUUCACAGUUCAAGAGUGUCGUCCAGAAUAUACAGAAACAGGAUGUGUGCGGGAACCUGACGUUGCAGCACCACAUGCUGGAGCCAGUCCAAAGGAUUCCUCGCUACGAGCUGUUGCUCAAAGACUACCUGAAGAAGCUGCCUGAUGACGCUCUGGACCGAAAAGACGCAGAGAAGGCACUGGAACUUAUCUCUACUGCAGCUAACCAUUCCAAUGCAGCAAUCAGGAAAAUGGAGAAGAUGCACAAGCUGCUGGAGGUUUACGAGAGGCUUGGAGGAGAGGAGGACAUAGUUAACCCAGCCAAUGAGCUCAUCAAAGAAGGACAUAUCAAGAAGAUGUCGGCCAAAAACGGAACAGCACAAGACCGAUACCUCUACUUGUUCAACAAUAUGGUGCUAUACUGCGUGCCUAAACUCAGACUGAUGGGACAGAAGUUCAGUGUCAGAGAGAGGAUUGAUAUCGCUGGCAUGGAGGUGCAGGAGAAUGUGAAGCAGAACCUUCCACACACGUUUGCCAUUAUUGGCAAGCAGCGUUCACUGGAGCUGCAAGCAAGGACAGCUGAGGAAAAGGAAGAUUGGAUUCAGGUGAUCCUGGCCACUAUCGAACGUCACAAACAAAACAGCGAAACAUUCAAUAAAGCUUUCAACAGCUCCUUCUCCCGGGAAGAUGACCAUCCCCCUGAGUCACCGGGUCCCUGGUGCAACACAUCCAUCGACUCAGAUAGUGAAAGACUGCAUGAAAGGAAGAGUUCCAGGAAAAAGGACAAAGAGAAGCAAACGUGUAAAGGCUGCAACGAGAGCUUCAACUUCACCAAGCGCAAACACCACUGCAAGUCCUGUGGAGCGGCCAUCUGUGCAAAGUGUUCAAAGACCUUGGACAACAAAACAAGCAGAGUGUGCCCGGAGUGUUUUGAAGCCAGCCUCAGCCUGGAGACCCUCUGCAUUAGUGAACAGAAAAGGAAAGCUGCGCCUGAGAGACAGACAUCUCUAACGGGGGAAAACUGCCUGCUAAGUGGCCACCUUCAAGUGCAGGAGAAAGGGAAGAGCUGGUCCAAGAUGUGGGUGGCUGUCACCAAGGCUGAGCCACUGGUGCUAUACCUGCAGAGCAGUGGACAGGACUCCAAGGGGGCGCGGGUGGUGCCUCUCCCUGGAUUCGAAGUGAGCGUGGUACCGCCAUCGGGAAGCGAGAAGUCGGAGAUCAAACACUUGCUCCGGCUCAGUCACACCCAGCAAACUUUGCUCUUAAGUGCCCAAGAUGCAGAACUUCAGGCCAAGUGGGUGGACGUCCUCUCCAAAGCUGCCCGCAGAGAAACGCCCACAGAUGCAUCAACGAGCCUGACUGAACACAGGAAGAGCCAGUAGUGGCCAUGUUGGAGCCCAGGACUCCCUCCCUCUUUCUCUUGUGUAUAGAGCACACAUUACUUGAAUUCACUUUACCUUGGCACUUUUUGUUUGUUUUAGUUUUUUCCCCCCUCUUUUGAAAGGACCACUCAAUCCUUCCUAUGCCACUUCAAUCUUCUCAUCAUGACCACACAGCUACGUCUUCUUCUCUCUUUAUCUUCUUGUCUCUCUCAAACACAGAAAAAUUACUAUGCUAUCAAGCCACCAGCGCCACUGUAUGUAUACAUGUGGUUAGGAUAUUAUAGUGUUUUCAAACGCUGGGGAGGACUAAAUGUUUUAUUUGUAAUAUAGCUGAAGAAAGUUCCUGAAUGAGUUUUUUCUUAAGAUGAAGUUUGUUGUACAUCAUGCGACUGUGUUGUGAAGCAUUAAAUCUUGUGUGUGUCUUUCAAUUUGUGCGAAAGUAUGUAUGUGUGUGUUUGAGUGUGAGUCCCUUCCUGUGUUUAUUAAGUAUUGAAUGUCAGUGUAAGAAACCUGCGCCACCUCUCUGUUCUCUUCACUCCUGCUGUGGACACAGUGGCAGUUCAGUGGGUAUUGUACAGUAUGUAUACUAUAGUGCGAUGUAAGAAAGCAAAGAAACAAAAGACAUUUUAACUUAAAAAGACACAGAUGUGUUCGCUUGUGGCUGGCCACCUGAUGCUCCCACUGUCAGUUCCCACCUUACAGACCCUCUCUUCAUACUUCUCUCAUCUAUAUAGGUAAUAACUCCCUCCCGACAUUGUCUUUGGACUCUGAGACUUUUAAUCUGAGUCGGAUCCACCACAUUUCCACUCUGUCAUGAUUGUGACUCAUCCAGAUGAGAGUACACAGCCAGAAUGGGAUCAAGUGGCCUCAAUUCUGACCCUGCACAGCAGGUUCAGUCCCUCAAUAUCUCCACUUGUACACAUGCUUAAUAAAUCAUUUCCGUAUACUUAUCUCUCUUUCUUAGCAUAGCAACCGUCUGCCUGCUUCUCUCCCUUUGGUGAUGUGAUGGAAACCAAGUACUGUACUGUAAAACUGUUAAUUCUGCCUUGACCCUGUACCCUGCUCCUAUCAGCCACCAGCCUUUAAGCAAAAGUAGCAACAAAAAAACCUUGUCAUUGGAUCUCUUUGUGCAUGUAAACUCACUCAUAUUUAUGUACUGUGCUCUGAAAUCUUGCCCCUAUACUAUACCUCUUUUUAUGCUCCAGAACUCAUUCUUGUCGUACUGUAAGUGAGCAGCAGUAAGUGUUUUAAACAUGGAUUGUGCACAGUGGAAAAGCAGUCAAGCAUAUCAUCAAUAAACAGACAUUGUGAUUCAUUCAGUACCACGCUGUCCAACAAGA
Sander lucioperca (pikeperch) is the source of this 4368-nucleotide messenger RNA. It is a transcript of the gene fgd, whose product is annotated as faciogenital dysplasia. Gene Ontology annotation, molecular function: guanyl-nucleotide exchange factor activity; metal ion binding. The transcript is spliced from 19 exons. Bases 317 to 3028 code for a protein of 903 amino acids. Gene Ontology annotation, cellular component: cytoplasm. Gene Ontology annotation, biological process: filopodium assembly; cytoskeleton organization. NCBI's taxonomy places the organism in Eukaryota, Metazoa, Chordata, Actinopteri, Perciformes, Percidae. The record is from RefSeq and is a predicted model, not a curated record.